This is a messenger RNA of Penicillium verhagenii, 1506 nucleotides long. Its product is annotated as GMC family oxidoreductase. Bases 1 to 1506 code for a protein of 501 amino acids. Gene Ontology annotation, molecular function: oxidoreductase activity, acting on CH-OH group of donors; flavin adenine dinucleotide binding. The transcript has 2 exons. The record is from RefSeq and is a predicted model, not a curated record. Lineage: Eukaryota; Fungi; Ascomycota; Eurotiomycetes; Eurotiales; Aspergillaceae.
AUGGCCUCCUCUCUUCCUCAAAAUGCCGAUUAUCUCAUUAUCGGCGGCGGUACUUCCGGCCUUGUAGUCGCGAAUCGAUUGUCCGAAGACCCCAAUAUACAGGUCGUGGUCUUGGAAAGUGGCCCUGACAGAACUUCUGAUCCGCGGGUGAAAGACCCUAACGCUUGGCCCACUUUGGCUGGCUCGGAGCUAGAUUGGCAACUGAAAACAGUGCCCCAGACAGGUCUCAAUAAUCGAGAACAAAAUUUGCCAGCGGGGAAGAUGCUGGGCGGAUCAUCUGCUCUGAACGGGCUGGUGUGGGUUCCUCCUUCUCGCGCAGGCAUUGAUGCGUGGGCGGACUUGGGUAACCCGGACUGGAACUGGGAGUCCCUCCUGCCAUAUCUUCAAAAGUCGUAUAGCGCGUCGCGGCUUGGGCAAAAUGUACAGGAUGGUACAGACAUUGAUAGACAGGAGAAAGAUACAAUCCGAUUGGCCAACCCUGCGCGUGCAGAAAAGAGUGACGCGCCUGUUCUCGAGGCUUGGAAUAAAGCACUUGAAGAACAAGGAUAUGACUUUUCCGCCGAGAUUCUGGGUGGUCAGAAAACAGUUGGUUCCCGUGAUUUUAUAGCGACUAUCGACCCCUCUGGAUCACGCAGUAGUGCCGACAGCACGUAUGCUCGAGUCGACCGUCCCAACCUACAUAUUGUCACUGAGGCGACCGUCCGAAAGAUCUUACUUGCCGGUGCUGAUGAUGAACAGUCUACAGAUGUUGUCGCUACUGGAGUGGAAGUCGAAGUAGACGGACAGAUCAUCACGCUCUUUGCAAAGAAAGAGGUCAUUCUUGCCGCAGGCGGAUUCCAUACUCCGAAGCUACUCGAACUCUCGGGGAUCGGGCAAAAGGAUCGGCUCACUGAGCUUGGUAUUCCUGUUCUCAUCGAUCUACCUGGCGUGGGCGAGAACCUCCAGAACCACAUCAUGGCUGCGAUUCCCACCCAGCUCAAGAUAGAAGGCAUCACACCCGGUAUCAAGGCGACGGCUUUCACGCGGCUGGACAAAGACAAUCAGGAACAUGUAUUCUCGUUGAGCUUAAGCUCCAACGACAACACCCAGAGCCAUGAACAUAUCAUCAAAUCCAUCCUCCGCAGUCCCGAUGAAGCCUCCGCAUUUUAUAUUUUUGGCGUCAUGCCCGGGGGCAUUGCAAUCUUGGGCAUCAUCUCAAGCUUCCCGUUUUCUCGCGGGAGUGUCCAUAUUUCAUCUUCGGAAUUUGAUGUCAAGUCCGAUAUAGAUGUACAGGCCUUGGCGAAUGAGAUGGAUAUCGAGAUUCUGGCCCGUCAUGUACAAAACAUGCAGAAGUUGGCUUCUUCGCCUGCGCUGGAGCAUGUCAUUCAGCCUUUCGAGUCACCGGUGGAGCUGGAGGCGCUGAAGGAGGCGCUGCGGGAAGCAAUAGCCGCUCUUACUGAUCAAACGAGUCAUAUGAUGGUGUAUCAUAUUAUUGUUCAAUAUCUAUUCGAAAACUUAUCAAAGUAA